Messenger RNA from Pelobates cultripes (western spadefoot toad), 1917 nucleotides. The record is from the annotation of a GenBank genome assembly. Lineage: Eukaryota; Metazoa; Chordata; Amphibia; Anura; Pelobatidae.
AUGGACGCGAACAAACUGAUAACUGCUACGGAUAACCAAUAUUCUGGCAGUCUGCUUGAAGCUUUAAAUGACCAGCGUAUGCAGGGACUCUACUGCGAUGUAACAGUCAUUGUUGAAGACCGCAAAUUUAAAGCUCAUAAAAACAUUCUUUCUGCAUGUAGUACUUAUUUCCAUCAGCUCUUCUGUGUUGCUGGGCAAGUUGUGGAACUCAAUUUUGUCAAAGCUAAUGUAUUUGCAGAGAUACUCAACUAUAUAUACAGUGCAAGAGUUGUUCGUGUGAAAGGUGACUUGCUAGAAGAACUAAUAAAAUCUGGCAAGUUAUUGGGCGUGCCUUUUAUAGCAAAUCUUGGUAUCCCACUUUUGCAAGUGAAGAACAUCUCUGGUGGAGUUAAUGAUGGCACUACUGAUCCCGAAUCUAGUGCUGAUGAAAAAGGAAGUGAACCUCUAGCAAAUGUAGCUAGUACGUCUGCAAAGAAAAGUACAGAUAAUGAGAUGCCAGUCAUUAUGGAAGCAUGCACUUCGUCUGUAGAAGACUUAAAGGACAAACUGUUGAAUUCGAAGGAUGUAGAUUCUGAUGAUGAUGUAAUAUUCUGCUCAGAGAUAGUUACAGCCAAGCCACCACCACCUCACAAUAAGGAAUCUUUAGAUUGCCAUCCACUAUCUAAUGAGCAAUCAAUUGAUUCAAAGAAAACUAUAACAUCUAGUGAUGCUCAGUCUGAGAAGCUUUCUGUAACAAGUAAUACAAAUUCAGGUACACCUCCUAUCAAUGCAUCUAGUAGUACUUUGGUUCAUAGUAAACUACCAUUGAGUGCUUUACCUACAAAUGAUGUUUCCCACAAUUCUCCUGGAAUAUCUACAUUCCAGAAGCACAUGCCACCUUAUGUCAGUAUGGAUGGUCCAAAAUUCCUACCAAGUAGUAACAUUUUGCCCAAAACUGAAAUAAUAUUGGAUGAAAGCUGUGUAUCUGGACCGGUUUCUACUGUUAUAGCACAGAAAAAUAUAUCUUAUGAUGGAUCUGGAGUUCAAAAGAAACAGGUUGUGACCUUCAGUCAAGCAUCUUCCUUAAAACCUGGUGAAUUCAAAAUAAAAAUAUCAGAUGUUGCUUCUGGCAUCAAAAAGGAAACACACAGAGAAUCUGAGGUUCUGCAUAGAACGGAUCGUAAAAAAAUAAUAACUUUAGAUAAGGCUUCAGAAAUAGAAGGUCUGUCAACCGGCUGUAAAGUAUAUGCAAAUAUCGGGGAAGACACAUAUGACAUUGUAAUUCCCAUUAAGGAUGAUCCUGAUGAAGGGUUUUCCAAACUUGAUGAAGAUGGUUUCCCAAACCGGAAACGCAUGAAAGUGAAAGAUGAGGAUCACUAUGAACUAAUAGUGGAUGGCAGAGUCUAUUACAUUUGUAUUGUUUGCAAACGAUCCUAUGUGUGUCUAAAAAGCUUACGAAGACACUUCAAUGUUCAUUCCUGGGAAAGAAAAUACCCUUGUCGUUAUUGUGAGCGUGUUUUUCCCCUUGCAGAGUACCGUACAAAGCAUGAGAUAAACCAUACAGGUGAAAGAAGAUACCAGUGCUUGACAUGUGGUAGUACAUUUCUGAACUAUCAUCUUAUGUCCUCACAUAUGAAGUCUGUUCAUAGUUUGGACCCUUCUGGAGAUUCAAAGUUGUAUCGAUUGAAUCCAUGUAAAACAUUACAGAUCAGACAAUGUGGCUUUGUAAGUGAUCCUUCAAUUAGUGCCCCUGUAAGCAGUGAUGGUGGUAUUGUGUAUGACAUUGACCCCGAUCAGGCAGAACCAGCAUCUGCAGAAAACAUCCCAACUGCUGCACCAAAGCCUGUUAACUGGGACAAUAUAUUUCUGCACCAGAAUAAUCAAAGUGUGUCGUCUGGAAGUACAGAAUUUGAGUUUGUAAUACCAGAAUCCUAUUAG